This is a messenger RNA of Mastomys coucha (southern multimammate mouse), 3570 nucleotides long. RefSeq names its product collagen type VIII alpha 1 chain (gene Col8a1). Gene Ontology annotation, molecular function: protein binding. The coding region runs from base 461 to 2698 and encodes 745 amino acids. The transcript has 4 exons. NCBI's taxonomy places the organism in Eukaryota, Metazoa, Chordata, Mammalia, Rodentia, Muridae. The record is from RefSeq and is a predicted model, not a curated record.
CCUUUCCCUUCUGUGGUCUCUGUGCAUUUCUUUACUCCCCCUCCUUCGUCUCCACUCCUGUCUACUCUCCGCCGUCCUCCAAAGUCCCUGGCUCUCCCCACUCCAGAAAGCUCGGGCUCUACCCUUUCUGCCCCUCCCCAGACAAGUGUCCAGCUCCACGGGGGCAGCCCGCCCGCCGCCCGGCUCAAUCCCUGCCCACCUACUGUGAGGAACAGCUCCGCCCACCUGUCCAUAAAAGCCAAGUGCAAGUUACCCGCAGAGCGCAGAGGAUCAGAGCCCUUCCACGGUCCUCUCCGUGGGAGCCCGAGUCCCUGCCUCCCAGAUCUUACGUGCUCAAGAAGCUGUUCUCUGAAUCAAGCAAACCCUGUGAAGAGACUGGACCCAGCCCCAGGGGUAUUACAAGAAGAAUCAAGCAAGGACUUUGGUCCUCAAUUUUACUGGCCAGCCAAGCCUAAAUGUGAUGGCUGUGCCACCCAGGCCUCUACAGCUGCUGGGAAUACUGCUCACCAUUUCCCUGAGCUCUGUCAGACUCACUCAGGCCGGUGCCUACUAUGGAAUCAAGCCUCUGCCACCUCAAAUUCCUCCUCAGAUGCCACCACAAAUUCCACAGUACCAGCCAUUGGGCCAGCAAGUACCUCACAUGCCUUUGGGAAAAGAUGGCCUUUCCAUGGGCAAGGAGAUGCCCCACAUGCAGUAUGGCAAAGAGUACCCACACCUACCCCAGUAUAUGAAGGAAAUCCAACCUGUGCCAAGAAUGGGCAAGGAAGUGGUGCCCAAAAAAGGCAAAGGAGAAAUACCAUUAGCCAGUUUGCGAGGAGAACAAGGUCCCCGUGGAGAACCUGGACCAAGAGGACCACCUGGGCCACCAGGUUUACCAGGUCAUGGGAUGCCCGGAAUCAAAGGAAAACCAGGGCCCCAGGGAUAUCCAGGAAUUGGAAAGCCGGGUAUGCCUGGGAUGCCCGGGAAGCCAGGAGUCAUGGGAAUGCCAGGGGCAAAAGGCGAAAUUGGACCCAAAGGGGAAAUCGGACCUAUGGGAAUCCCAGGGCCACAGGGACCUCCAGGACCUCAUGGACUUCCUGGCAUCGGGAAACCGGGUGGGCCAGGGUUACCAGGGCAACCAGGAGCAAAAGGUGAGAGAGGGCCCAAAGGACCACCAGGACCUCCAGGCCUUCAGGGUCCUAAAGGAGAGAAGGGCUUCGGUAUGCCUGGCUUGCCAGGUCUGAAGGGUCCUCCAGGUAUACAUGGCCCUCCUGGCCCAGUUGGGCUACCAGGAGUAGGAAAACCAGGAGUGACGGGCUUUCCUGGACCACAGGGUCCUCUGGGGAAGCCGGGGCCUCCGGGGGAACCUGGACCACAAGGCCUUAUUGGAGUGCCAGGAGUUCAAGGACCUCCUGGGGUGCCUGGAGUUGGAAAGCCGGGUCAGGAUGGAAUCCCUGGCCAGCCAGGAUUUCCAGGUGGUAAAGGGGAACAAGGAUUGCCGGGGUUGCCUGGACCCCCAGGCCUCCCAGGGGUCGGAAAACCAGGCUUUCCAGGACCCAAAGGGGACCGGGGUAUUGGGGGCGUUCCUGGGGCUCUUGGACCGAGAGGGGAAAAGGGACCAGUAGGUGCUCCUGGAAUGGGGGGUCCACCUGGAGAGCCAGGCCUACCAGGAAUCCCGGGUCCCAUGGGCCCUCCAGGGGCUAUUGGUUUCCCUGGACCCAAAGGAGAAGGUGGGGUUGUAGGACCACAGGGUCCACCAGGUCCCAAAGGAGAGCCUGGCCUCCAAGGCUUCCCUGGGAAGCCAGGUUUUCUCGGUGAAGUAGGUCCCCCUGGCAUGAGGGGUUUGCCCGGUCCUAUAGGACCCAAGGGAGAAGCUGGUCACAAAGGGUUGCCAGGGCUUCCUGGUGUUCCAGGGCUGCUUGGACCGAAAGGAGAACCUGGCAUACCUGGGGAUCAGGGUCUACAGGGUCCCCCAGGCAUUCCAGGGAUUGUUGGACCUAGUGGCCCUAUUGGACCCCCUGGGAUUCCGGGUCCCAAAGGAGAACCAGGCCUCCCAGGGCCCCCUGGGUUCCCUGGUGUAGGGAAGCCAGGAGUAGCAGGACUUCACGGUCCCCCAGGGAAACCUGGUGCCCUUGGGCCUCAAGGCCAGCCUGGCCUUCCUGGACCCCCAGGCCCUCCAGGGCCCCCAGGCCCCCCAGCUGUGAUGCCCCCUACACCAUCACCCCAGGGAGAGUAUCUGCCAGAUAUGGGACUAGGAAUUGAUGGAGUGAAACCUCCACAUGCCUAUGCAGGCAAAAAGGGCAAGAAUGGAGGGCCAGCCUAUGAAAUGCCCGCAUUUACUGCCGAGCUGACUGUGCCUUUCCCGCCGGUGGGGGCGCCAGUGAAGUUUGACAAGCUGCUCUACAAUGGCAGACAGAACUAUAACCCGCAGACCGGCAUUUUCACUUGUGAAGUCCCGGGUGUCUACUACUUUGCUUAUCAUGUUCACUGCAAGGGAGGCAAUGUAUGGGUUGCUCUCUUCAAGAACAACGAGCCCAUGAUGUACACAUACGAUGAGUACAAGAAGGGCUUUCUGGACCAGGCAUCUGGAAGCGCAGUACUGCUGCUCCGGCCCGGAGACCGGGUGUUCCUCCAAAUGCCUUCAGAACAGGCUGCUGGACUCUAUGCCGGGCAAUAUGUCCACUCCUCCUUUUCAGGAUAUUUAUUGUAUCCCAUGUAAAAAAAAAAAAAGAAAAGAAAAGAAAAGAAAAGAAAAAUAAGAGAUUUAAUAGAAGAAAAGAAUAUGACACACCAAAAAAAAAAAAAUCCAAUUGAAAACAGUGCUUCAAAACAUUUAUAAUAGUUGGAACGUUAUAUUUAAGUGAAAGUUUGGACCAUCAUGUACAAAUAAAAACUUAACUGCAUGUUUAAUCCUGUUCACAGCAGAUUGUAAUGGAAUGAUGGGACAGAUGUAUGGAUCAAGUACUGACACAUGUGUUGUAGCCAGUGGACUCAUAUUAGCUGUUCCAUGUUAUAUGAUUUCAUAACCUGCCUAUUCAAAUCAGUCAAAAUAUCUCAGUCUGGAACAUCAUAGCUAAUUAAAGUCAUUCAUCCUUUGUGCUCCCUUAAAAGGGUAUUUUUGAAUAUGCCUUAAGAGGUUGGUGGUGAUAGUUACAUACUGUAUUUAUUUGCAUACCUUCCUCUCUAUUCAUGCAGGUGUUUUGCUGUGGGAUGUAGGUGGGCUCUUCUGUAGUGCAGGGUCCACGGUAAUCUCUAGUCCAAAGGAUAUUUCUCCAUGUUAGAGGCAAUGCUUUGAGCUGCAGAAUUGCCUAGUCAGGAUUGUGUGGAUGUGUGUGAUGUCCCCAAAAGAAGAGGUGUUCCAAUGGCCCAUUGCAUAUUUGCUCAGCAGUCUAUUUGCCUAGCAACUGGGUGAGAUGCUAGCGUGGGAUGCAGGGCAGAGCCCACAGGAGCUCAUAAUUUAGCUCAGAGACAUUAACAUUCCAACUCGUCUGAAUCAUUUCAGUUUAGGAUUUUUCUAACUUGAUUUUCUUUCUUUCUUUCUUCCUCUUCCUCUUCUUCUUUCUCUCCUUCCUCCUCCUCCUCCUCCUCCAC